Molecule: messenger RNA, 10784 nt
Organism: Vollenhovia emeryi
Lineage: Eukaryota; Metazoa; Arthropoda; Insecta; Hymenoptera; Formicidae
Exons: 39
Coding region: 741-9092 (2783 amino acids)
Molecular function (GO): protein binding
Source: RefSeq, a predicted model, not a curated record
UUGUCUCUUUCUAGAGCAACAGUUGGGAAAAGACAAAGAGCGAAUGAAGCUGAGCUUAAAGUUAAACAACGUAAAGUUAAACAACCGGGACUUAGGACCAGUUUAAUUUAUCUCUGCCUCUUUCUAGAGCAACAGUUGGGAAAAGACAAGGAACGAACGAAGCUGAGCUUAAAGUUAAACAACGUAAAGUCAAGCAACCGGGCCUCAGGCGUCGCUUCAAUUUUGAUUUAAUCUUUCGUCUCUUUUUAAAGUUCGUCUCUCUCUGAAGUAACAGGGUUGGGCAAAGAUAAAGAACGUAGUGAGCCAAGCCCAAAGUUGAACAACGCAGGUGAAAUUUAGCCUUAAAUCGGCUAAAAACGAGACUUCGGCGCCCGAACGGCCCGCACGGCGGCCGAGCGCGCAUUUGAAAAUGGCGGGCGGCGUCACGUGAUCGCCGACCCGCUCACCGAGUGCGUGCCCGCUCUCCGGACCGUCCCCGUUGCGUGUAUACGUGAGGAAGGAGCUCGAUAACAGCGAUAUAUAGCUCGGCGAAGUCAGCUGACGCCAGGAUGCAAUCGCCCGUCGCCCGCGGACUGUAAUGAGAUCGCUCCGUUGUCGCGUGAGACCGUAAGGAUCGCAUUCGCGGAAGGAACCGCGCGUUCUCGCAUCUCGCCGCGAGCCGUCAACGAGUUGGAGCAAGUUGCGCGAGGGACUCGUGGAAACUUGGGCUAGCUGGGCCGAAGGGAGCACGGGAGGCCACCAUGCCGCUCAGCGCAGACAUAUCCACGGCGCUCCACCUGCUGGAGCACGUGCAGGAACGGGUGGAGGACUGCGACGAUCCUAAGCUGCAGAUGCACACGCAGCAGGACCUCAAGUCGUUGAUCUCGCUGCUGGAGGACCCGGUGUUUCGCAGCAUCGUCACGAUCCAGGACUCGCUGAUCGAGCUCAACACACAGCUGACGCAUCAUCCGUCGAUCCUGCCCGGCGACUUCGACAUCAACAUCAGCGGGCAGCUGGAGCUCUCGGUGCCGAGCACCCCGGUGCAGCCUCUCGGGCCGAGCAUGUAUCAGGAUCUUUACCAGGACAGCAGCGAGCUGGAGGACCAGCGGGUGCCCGUCGCGCCGCUGUUGCACAGCAGCAGCGAGGACACGAGCGCGCAGGUUACCAGCCCCAGCCUGGUCUCGGAAGUUAUGGGAAUGCCGCCUAUAACCACCCCUACUUACGCGAAGGAGUUCAAGAAGGUCAUCGAAGCCGCGGCGAAAGGGCGGCAGAUAUUCACGGUGCAGCUGUACAAGCCGGAAGGUACCAGCUUGGGAUUCAGCGUGGUCGGACUUCGCAGCAAGGACAAGGGCGAGCUCGGCAUAUUUCUACAAGAGAUACAACCGAACGGCAUCGCGGGCAGCGACGGUCGACUGCUAGAGGGAGAUCAAAUAUUGGCGAUCGAUGGGCAGCCCUUAGACUCGAACAUCUCCCAUGAGCAGGCGAUCUCGAUUCUUCAGAAGGCCCGUGGUCUGGUUGAGCUAGUCGUAGCAAGAAGCGCCCAAGACGUUGGGAGCUCUUUGCCAACGGAUGAAUUGUCCGGUGGUUCGAGUUCGACAGCGGCCGCAGGAGCAGCGUCGUCCAUCGUCGGCGGCGGCGGCGGUGCCGUUGCUGGGAACAACCAGACAGGCUCCGACAAGGAUCAAUCGGUGUCAGCAUCGUCCACCGUCGUUACACCGGGACCGACUCCGAAGUCAAGCCAACCGGCCAGCACCACUUCGGCGGCGACCCCGACGCCCACGAAUACGCCAACACCUACGCCGACCUCGACACCGGUACCUGGAGGCCUCGUUAUCGAAAGGAGCCCCUCCGCCGUCAGCGACACCUCCAAGAGUGGCUCUGACAUGGUGUUGAAUACGGAAUGGGCUCAAGUUGAAGUGAUAAAUCUCAUCAACGAUGGCAGCGGUCUUGGAUUCGGCAUCAUCGGCGGACGCAGCACCGGCGUCGUCGUCAAGACCAUUCUUCCAGGAGGCGUUGCCGAUCGCGAUAAUCGACUCCAGAGCGGGGACCACAUAUUGCAGAUCGGCGAUGUCAAUCUCCGUGGGAUGGGAAGCGAACAAGUUGCCGCGGUUUUACGGCAGUCGGGCACCCACGUGCGGCUGGUCGUCGCGCGACCUGUGGAGCCAACUUCUCCGGAUUAUCAGGCUCUCGGAAGUCACGCCCCGAUCGUACCCACGAAAAUCCUGGGGGAUCCGGACGAGCUGGACAGACAUCUGGUGCACAGCGUGCCGGAGAGCUACAACAUGCGGCACGUGCAGAGGGGCGACACCAGCUACGACAACGGCUACAUGUACUCGCAGGAGUCCGACAUUGAAAUGCACGCAAGACCCGGUCUCAUCAUGGACGUGGUACGCAACCCAAUGCCAAUUGGAGCGAUGCCAGUUAUACCGGCGGUGCCACUUCCGGUGCAGCUCCAGAAUCUCCCGGUGCUCACCAUGGAGCCCCUCGACAUUAAUUCACUGCCAGAGAUGGAGCGCUUCGAGGUCGAUCUCACGAAGGACGCUUACGGCCUCGGGAUCACUAUCGCUGGAUACAUUUGCGAAGAAGAGGAACUCUCUGGUAUCUUCGUUAAGAGCAUUAGCGAGGGUAGCGCGGCCCAUCUGAGCAAGAAGAUUCAGAUUUACGAUCGAAUAGUGGAGGUCGACGGGCACUCCCUGCAGGGCUACACUAAUCACGAGGCCGUUGAAGUGUUAAAACGCACGGGGCAAACGGUGACCCUAUGCUUGGAGCGAUACCACCGUGGACCAAAGUUCGAGCAGCUCCAGCAAGCGAUAGCCGCGGACGAGUUGAGAUUACCUCAGCCGAGCUCACCAUCGAUAACGAGCCUACCUAGUUUCCCCAUGAGCGCGGAUGGGGAGACUACCACCGAAAUCGAGCCGGAAGGUGAAUCCCAUACUACCGUGGACAGCGCGAUUCUGCAGGAAGGUUUACGAACGUCCGACGACCAGGACGGAGCGAGCAACGUCGAGGCUCUAUUGAGCGACCCGUCGAGCGAGCUAACGCCUCAAAUUCGCGCAGCAAUCAAGGCGAAAUGGCAGAAGAUCGUCGGGCCCGACACCGAGAUAGUGGUCGCACAGCUGAAGAAGUUCGCCGAAGGUAGCGGCCUCGGGAUUAGCUUAGAGGGGACGGUCGACGUGGAGAACGGCCAGGAAGUAAGGCCUCAUCACUAUAUACGUUCGAUUCUACCGGAGGGCCCCGUCGGACAGAACGGCACGCUGCGCUCCGGCGACGAGUUACUAGAGGUAAACGGCUACCGUUUAUUGGGCAUCAAUCAUAUGGAAGUGGUUAGCGUGCUGAAAGAGUUGCCUAUACACGUUCGUAUGGUUUGCGGAAGAAACAUCGCCUCGCAGGAUCCACUUUGUCCCAUCGACACCGCUCAGCACCAGGCCGCUUUCCAGACUAGAAGCAUCCUCGGUGGGUCUCUGCAAAACUUGUUGCCCACGAUGGAUCGCCUUGUGAAAGCAAAGUCGGACGGUUCCUUGGCUUCGACGACGACCACAGCUACGGUGACGGACGCGAGUCUAAAUAAAAUGAAGUCGCGCUCGUUGGAACCGCUAACCGGUCUGGCGAUGUGGAGUUCCGAACCGCAAAUUAUCGAAUUGGUUAAAGGAGAGAGGGGCCUUGGGUUCUCCAUUUUGGAUUAUCAGGAUCCAAUGAACCCCAACGAAACUGUGAUAGUAAUACGAUCGCUCGUGCCCGGCGGGGUGGCACAGGUCGACGGGCAGUUAAUACCGGGCGAUCGGCUUCUGUUUGUGAAUGACAUCGGAUUAGAGAACGCAACACUGGACCAGGCCGUGCAGGCCCUCAAAGGCGCCCCGAAGGGGACCGUUCGCAUCGGCGUGGCCAAGCCGCUGCCAAUACCAGACAGUAUUGUCCAGCAGAGGGUAACACCGAAGAUCAAACGGAGCAAAAGUUUCCCCAACGAGAGCGAGACGACCGACCAUGUGGCCGAGCUUGAAGACCUGCUCUCCUCGAGAUCAGGACUGACCGAAGCCUCGACGAACAAACCGGAGGUCGACGAGGACGAGGAGGAGGACGAGGACCAGUGGAAGGACGCUUCUCCGGUGACGCCGAUCUGCAGCCCGGCCAGGCGGCCCGCCAAGCUGUAUCGCGACAAACGCUCGCCGACCCGAUACAUCGACGUCGACAACGACGUCGAGAUCAUCCACGAAUUCUAUCCCACCACGUCCAAGACGAUGCGGGAGGAGACGAGCAUCGUGUCGUACGGCGGCACGAUAAUCGUGGAGACGACGAGGAUACCCAGGCACACCAAGGACGUGCCGGCGAGGAUGGAGAAGGUAGCGCCGAAGGUGAAGUUAAAGAAGCAGUCGUCCCUGGAGUUGGAUCGCGUGCCACCCGUACAAGAGGAGCCGUCCUCGAGCGCGGAGGAUGCGUCCAGGGUCACCGCGAUGACGAGGUCGGUGGAAGAAGCGGAGCGGGAACGCGGCAAGAACCUGAAGCGUCACAGCAGCGCGGAAUCCGAAGGGCGAACGUCCACGUCGAGGGAGACGGUGGAGAAGUCGGACACGUCGUCGGAGAAGGGCGCGAAGAAGAAGAUUUUCGCGGAGAAGGCGGACGGUAAGAAGCGAUCGAAGAAGUCGGUCAAGACCGAGCGGAAGGCGGAGGAGGAUCCGUCGAGGCGGAAACCCGAGGGCGAGGAGUCCGCGAGGAAAGGCGAGGAGACUUACCGGCGAUCGAGGGAGGAGAGGAAGAGCCUGAAGGAGCAGGAAUGCAUCGAGAGGGUGACGGAAUUCCUGACGAGGCACAGCAUUCCGUCUUAUUCUGAUGUAAAUGUUGGCCUCGAAACCGCCCAGCCCUCCGUUCCCGAGGUCGUCGACGAGCAACUGGAGCAACGAGUCAAACGUCCAGCAGCUAUUAGUAAAGAAGACGAGAGCGCGGGCCUCUCGACGACAAUCGAAACGUCCGCCGUGUCUACAAAGAGGAGGGAGAGCCUGAAAAGUGUAUCCGAGGUGGUGGAGGAAACGAAGGAUUCUCUAGGAGGCUCAAAACUCGCAAAGGGUCUCCCGGAGGGCAGGAAACAACGGCCAACUUUGGAGCGAGCCGCGGCAGCCGUUUCAGAAGUUCGGCAGCCCGAGUCGGCAGCUCAGGCGCCCGCGAAACGACCGAGCUCGUUGAGAAAAAGGAGAGACUCCUUCUCCAGAGAGUCCUCGAGGGAAUCGUUGUUGGAGGAGAAAAAAGGUGUCAGGAUUCAAGAGGACGUACAGGAGAUCUUCUUCGACGAUACGAGCGAUCAGGUUAGCGAUCUGCUGCCGGAGGUCCAGCUGGUGACUGCCAGGAUCAUCACGGCGGAAGAGGCGUCGGCGCUUCGCUUCGAGGAGGCGGCCGCCAGAAUCGAGAUCCACUCGCCGCCGGAAGUGUACCUCGUGCCAGAAACGAUUAGAACGAAACUGACGCGGGCGCCGUCGCCGGAAAUCGUCGACGUCUCGUCGCUGCAGCUGCCCGCCUUGGCGAAAUCGACGUCGGAGAGCACUUUGGCGGAAGGCAGGCCCAGCUCCGACGAGGAUCGCAAAGUCUCCGUGAGAAAUCUCAGGCCGGAGAUACUUUGGGAUCUAUCGAAGGUCUCUGACAACGGCGACGGGGUCGCGGAGACGGGCGAGGACGUCAUAGAUAAGCGGCUCAGCAGAACCGGAAGCGAGGGCUCCAAGAGAUUAGCCAAGGAUCAGAAGCAAGAACAAUUUCCCUUCAAAAUUGGCAGCCUCGCGCAGCCAGACAGACCAGAACUGACGAUCCUGCACGAAGGCCUGACGGAGAAGGCAGCGAGUGUCGGAGACAUCACGAGGAAGGUUACAACGGAGGAUGGCGGCGUUUUAGGCGAGUUCGAGGCGCGACGCGAGUCCAGGGGAUCCGUCCGCGUUCCGAAGGACCUCGCGAUUCCGGCGCAGGAUUCCCGCAGGGAGGAGCAAAAGGGGCCGUUAUCGCGGCAAGAGGUCGAAGAGGACGCGAGGGAGGCGCGUGAUUAUGAACAGGCCGCUCCGCGGGAGAAACCCUCGCCGUCGCUGGAGGAAGCGGUUCGCAAGCACGAGGAGGAUCUGAUCUGCAAGGAGCACUCGCUUGAGUAUCAGAGUCAGACGCUCGAGAGCCAGUCGGACCAUCUGUUCCACGAGGUGUUCACCACCUCGCUCGACGAUCUGCUGACGACAGUGCCCGAAAGUUGGACCCGCCAAGUUUACGAGGAGAGCCUCGACGACGUCGAGCGGAGCUACAAGGAGACGCAGUACUCGCCCAAGGAGAAGCGUGAUGUACAGACGCAGACUGUGCAGGAAUCGAAGAGCACGCAGUGCAGCCCCGAGCAGAGCGUGACGAGCCCGUGCGAGGAGCCGCCCAGGAUCAGCCCCUUCCACAUCGGCCAGAGAUACUUCCAGAGUCCCAGAAGGGAAGUGCAGACGCAGACUCAGGGCGAGAACAAGAGCGUCCAGUGCUCGUUGGACGAUCUGAGCGAUCUCGCGAGAGGCGAGGCCGCGGAACAGGAGUCGAAGAGCGUUCAGUGCAUCCCGGAGGACAUCUCCGCGAGGUCGUCCGACAGGUCGAGGUCCUCCUCCCGCGAGGACGCCCUGCGCAGCCCGCGACGCGAGGUCGAGGUACAGACCUACCAGGAGUCGAAGGCGAUCCAAUGCAGCGACGACGAGCUGCGAGAGGCUGAUCAAGCGAGCGACGAUCGCCCGGAGCACGCGCGACUAAGCAGACCAGCCAGCUCGCCCUCGUCGAGCUCGAGUUCGCCGCGCAAGUUCCCGACCGUCGUCUUCGUGGAGGGCAAGGGGGACAUGACCGUUACGCACAGGGAGCACGAUGGCGACGUCACCUGGUCGAGGCACUGGGGUCCCGAGAGAUUGGUGGAGAUAUAUAGAGAGCCGAAGGCCAGCCUAGGGCUCAGCAUUGUUGGCGGAAAGGUCGAUCUGCAUAACGGCGGGCCCAGCAAGACGCAGAACAUUUCCGGGAUAUUCAUAAAGAAUGUUCUGCCGAACAGUCCGGCCGGCAGAACCGGCGGUCUCAAGAUUGGAGAUAGAAUAAUCGAGGUGGACGGCGUCGACCUGCGGCACAGCACGCACGAGCGUGCGGUGGAAGUUAUACAGGCCUCCGGAAAUCCUGUCAGCCUCCUCGUCCAGUCCCUGGUGAAUUUGAGCCCAGAGCACGGCGGCGCCGUCCAGGAGGAAAGGGAUACCAAAGCCCGAAGGCAGACUGUCAAGAGUCAUACAUCGUCGUCUUCUGGCGUCAGUCCUGGAGCGCCGUCGGCCUCCUUUCGCCAUAAACCACCGCCGGUCUCGCCCGCGAGAUCCAUCACGCCGGAAGUGAUACAGCCAGGACUCGAGGACGGCGCAUCACGCGGGGACUCCCACAGACAAAGCUCGAAAAGUUCGGAUGGCUCGGCUGCCGGCGCGCGAAGAUCCUCCAUGAAGAAGUCAAUUCGCAAAACUGCCCCGCCGCCCCCCGUGAACCAGGGUAUCCUCCGCGAGGUCAGCGAGGAACGGGAGGAUCACGCGUCCCCCGCCGUCGCGGAACCUCCCUUAAAGCCCAAGUACUCCUCGGACGAGAGUUCAGACGAGGACGAGGAGGACACGCGUAUGCUGGAGGGAAAUGUCUACACGAAGAGCGGCUUCGAGAUCUCGCGGAAGAGCGCCGGAAACGUGAAGCGCACGAAGCCGGAAAUCGAGGCGGAUCCGGAGGAAGAGGACGAGUUCGGCUACACGGCCAUGAAGAUACAGAAAAAGUAUCGGAAUCUCGGGCACAAGGUGCUGAUGGUCACCGUCGAGAAGGACAGGCGGGGAUUGGGCAUCUCUCUGGCGGGACAUAAGGACAGGAACCGAAUGGCGGUGUUCAUCUGCGGUCUCAAUCCGAAGGGGCCAGCUCACAAGAACGGCGGGCUUCUCAUCGGCGACGAGAUAUUGGAGAUAAACGGCUGCGUGUUGCAAGGACGAUGUCAUCUGAACGCUUCCGCGCUUAUCAAAGGCAUGGCCGGUACUCUGUUCAAAAUCAUCGUUUAUCGACGAUCGAAGGCUGUCGACGACAUCGCCGUAAAGCCGAUAGUCCAAUUUCCACCAACCUUGGAUGACGUUUGUAUAGACUUCACGAAGUACAAGGGAGUCCGCGACGUUCGGGUGAAGAAGAGUCAGUACGGCCUUGGCAUAAUGAUUAUCGAAGGGAAACACCUGGCUGUAGGACAAGGUAUCUUCGUGUCCGACAUUCAAGAAGGCAGCGCCGCGGAACAGGCUGGAUUGCUAGUGGGCGACAUGAUCCUGGCCGUUAAUCUGGACAGCUUGUUAGGCCGCACGUACGAUGAGGCGACGGAGUUGUUGAAGAAAGCGGAGGGUGUCGUGAAACUAGUCGUUUGCAAUCCUAACGAAAAUAAAGAAGAGAAGGAAAAGGGCAAGAGUCAGGAACUCAAGGACUCUUCAAUUUCCGCACAGAAAACUCCACAAAAGAGUGGAACACCGGCGACCGGCAAGGAACCGGUGGAGCCCGAGGAGAAGAAAGUCCGGCAGGAUCCAAAGACCUGCAAGGUAGAGGUCGGCAAGGAAGUAACGAUAGAGUUUCAGAAGGACAAGAAUCAAGGCAUAGGUUUCUACAUCGCUGGCGGCUCUAACACGCCUUGUAAUGGAGUAUUCGUUUUGGACGUAUCUCCCGAAGGCGCAGCUGGGAAGGACGGUCGGUUGCAACCAGGCGAUCAGAUACUCAACAUAGGCAGCGAUAGCUUCACGGAAAUAGAGCACGACAAAGCUCGCGAGACACUCCUGAAACAAGCUCCUGGGACUAUCACGAUGUCGGUGUUGCGCCACGAGAAACCAACCGAGGAAUACGAGGUCGAGAUACAGAAGAAGAGCGGCAAGGGAGCUGGUCUCUGUUUCGCCGCGUUCUGGAGCAACAAGGGGGUCUACGUGAAGGAGCUGACAGCGGGCGGCCAGGCCAUCGAAACCGGCAAGAUCUGCAAGGGCGAUCAACUCGUGGCGAUCGGCGGACUGGACGUUCGCGACGCUUCCCUCGACGACAUCGCCUUUCACAUGAAGAUAUCUAAUCCGCUGCAAAUGAAGCUAGCUAGGUACCAUUCCGCCAAACAAUGACAGGGUUCUGCGGGCGGAACUCCCAGCGGGUGUCCCGACGUGCGAAGAAGCGCCCGCAGGCACCGUGGAUCCUAGUGUGAUAUACAUAGGUAAAAUAACGUCUCGACUAACCGUACGAGAGCACCUUUGUUACGAGAGCCGCGCGAAAUGGCGCGGCUCGUUCUAUUAUUUACACGCCAGCGUCGCCAAUCGAUCUUGCCGUUUCGAGCUCACGGACUCGCGUGCGACACGAGACGCGAGGCAGAGAGGUGGAACGAGGAAGACGGAGCACGGAAGAGCGCGAUGACUCACAAAGAGUACACAUCAAUCCGGAUCCAGGAGCCGGCGGAGGGAAGGAUAUUUUUUUCCCCCGUAAACAGCUCGGGGUAGAGGGUGAAACCGAAUCGAGUGAAAUCCCGUCGAUGCCGUCGAUCGAGUCCGUAAACAAUUCCGUCUGCCGGUGUUCGCGCUCGUGCAAGUAGCCGAUACGAAGUAUCUUAUAGACAUACAUACACAUACGUUAUGAUUAUAAUCGUAUAGCGAGGUAAUACGUUAUCGCCGAGACGAGAGUUCAAUAACGGCGAGAGGGUUUCGUCUCGUUCGGCAUAGGAAGGCCGGUAGGACAGGUAAAUCGAUAAUAAUUGGCGGGUCUGCAAUCCCUCGAGGCUCAUGAAGGGGUGGAAAGGCGCUGGAUCGCCCGGAUCCGGUCUUUUCUCUUUGGAUUUCGCCGUAUCCCCUUGCAUCCCCGAUACAAAAUCGAAUUCGCUUGUACAUUUCGUACCGCAUCUUGCGUACAUUUUAAGGCGGGCAGAAAUAGGUAGGAUCGACCGUGUAGGACCGCGCGUUUUCUCGACAAGUGAGACAUUUUUCCUCGUUCCUUAUUGUUUCCUUUCUACGAUAAGACUCUAGUCCAGCCCGAGAUCGACGCUUCGGCGUUUCUCGCCUUAAUUAUCUCUCGCUCGCGUCGCGGCCGCUCCCGCCGCCGUAGCGUUAUUACUGUCGCAUAUUGUAUUUUUUAAUAUUAAUAAGAAGCACGCACGGAGCGAUAUGCGAGCCACGUCGGAGGAUGUGCGCGCAUCUACCGUUGCGAAAGGCUCUUCUCAUCCGCCCGGGCUUGAGAUAAGGCACGUCAAAUUGCGGUAAAUCCCGCACAAGUUGGAAAUCUAUGUGAGGCGCAGCAUUAAUUCACAAAUCGACAAAAGCGAAACGAUGCGUUAGCGAAUCGCUGUAUCACCGAUGGACUUUACUUUGCGUAACUCACGCGCGGACAUCGUCCAGGGUGGCUCGCACGUAUCGGAGUAUCAAUCAGCGUAGAAUAUAUAUCGCCUAAAGGACGUUAGAGAUAAGGCAAAGCGGAGGCACACACAUACACACAUCCCUCUCGAACGUAGACCGACGAACACGGGGAGCGGUCGCGUCAAAUGUCGAAGCGUCGAUCGAGAGGAUCAUUUAGCUGUAAGUGCUUGGAGACGCGCGCUCGACGUACAAUCGUGAUGUUUCUCAGCACGAAAUGGAUAUCAUCCCGAGUGUUCAAGCGUUUCUUUAGGCGACGCGUCGAAAAGCUAGACUGGCUUGUUGAGUACACAUAGUUAAAUUAAAUCCUACCGUGUAACUAGUCCUUAUACCAUAGCUUAGAGAUUUUCAGAGAGCGAGGACGAGAGGGAGAGAAAAAUAAAUAUAAAAAGAGAUAUUAUAUAUAUACAUAUAUAAAUA